UUCUUUGCCCCCAAAAAUGUUUGUCUUAAUCAUUAAAAAGCAAGGUUUCCUGGACACAGAUGCGGAGAUUUAUCUUUUUUCUUUUUCUUUCUCUCUCCCAUUUUGUAGGGAGCUGAAGGCUUCAGGGGAACCCUGACCUAGGGACAUCUCAAUGGCCCUGGGAGAAGAAAAGGCAGAGGUGGAGGCAUCCGAGGACACAAAGGCCCCGUCCUGUGGGAGGUGGAGCUGCAGGGAGCAGGAGGUGGGCACCCCAAGGCCCGUGAGCGGGGAGCAGCCGCCACGCCUGGAAGCUGAGGGAGGGCCCGCUUCCCCUGUGUGGCAGGUGGAGGGGCUGCCUGUCCCUGCCUGCUGCGGCGGGGCUAGCCCUGGCCCCUCUGGAGCCUGCCAGCCGCAGGCCAACGAUGCCAGCAGGGAGCCCGGUGGAUCUCAGCCUGCUCUCAGUUGCCUGCGUCCUCCUGCCAGCGUGGGGACUGGAGAGCUUUUGCCCUCUGUGGGAAGCCAGAUGGAGGAGACCAGGCUUUCUGCCUCAGAGGAGCUACCUCAGACUCUCAGCGUUCCCAGAGCCACAGCUCUUCGCUCAGGACAUGAUGCUGAUACUGAAGAUGACCCGUCCCCACUUGAGUCGCCUCGGGUACUGGACCUCAGCCAACAACCUCACAUCUCAGGUUUCCCUUUCUCGUCAAGGUGGAGGUCCGUGGUGAGCCCAGGUGCCACUGCUCAGUUUUCCAGCUGCAGCGGCUCUGCCUCAUCCCCCGGCAGCAGUCUCCAGGGUCACCGAGAUAAGGCAGAGCCUCAAAGUUGCUCCCUUGCCAAGGUCUCCUCCUCCCUGGAGCUGGUCGUCCCCCAGCCAGCCCCCUCUGUGGUGGGGCCAGGGCCUCGGCUCCAGUGGUCAUCACAGCCUGUGUCCUCUGGGGGUGAUGCUUCUGGGCCGGGCAGGAGGCGCCUCUCCUUCCAGGCAGAGUACUGGGCCUGCGUGCUGCCAGAUUCCCUGCCCCCUUCCCCUGACCGCCACUCUCCCCUCUGGAACCCGAAUAAAGAGUACGAAGACCUGCUGGACUAUACUUACCCACUGAGGCCCAGGCCUCAGCUCCCAAAGCGCCUUGACAGCCACAUGCUGGCUGACCCUGUCCUGCAGGACUCAGGUGUAGACCUGGAUAGCUUCUCUGUCUCCCCAGCAAGCACCCUGAAGUCACCCACUAAUAUCUCCCACAAUUGCCCUCCAGCAGAGGCCACUGCCCUGCCAUUCUCUGGGCCCAGAGAGCCAAGCCUUAAGCGGUGGCCCUCUGGAAUACCCCCGAAGCAGGGCAGUGUGGGGUUGGCGUCGUGUAGCCUGCUCGCAUCUACCCCCAGAGCCCCAGGCAGUAGGGACACUCCUUGGGAGAGCAGAGAGCCAGCCCUGAGGGGCAUGAGGGACUGGCUGCCUGUGGGCAAGCACCUUGAGGUGGACUCUCCCCAGCUAAAGACAUGGGAUGGAGGGUGGCCUUCACCUAGGCCAGGAAUAGAGAAGGGGGCCAGCCAGAGUAUCCGGCGCCCUGCCUGCAUGGAGUCUGGAUGGAAAUCAGAGGAGGAGGUGGAAAGCGACGACGAGUAUCUUGCCCUGCCCACUCGGCUGACGCAGGUUUCUAGCUUGGUUUCAUAUUUAGGUUCUAUUCCUACUGUAGUGACCCUGCCCACCGGGGCUCCCAAAGGGCAGAGCUCUCUGGACAUGUCGGACAGUGAUGAGCCAGCUUCCCUCCCAUCGGACUCCAGCCAAAGCCAGCUUCCCUCUGGGGCUGCCCUCAGAGGGUCCGGGGACCCUGAGAGCCAGAACCACUGUUUGCUGCGCUCCUUCGUCUAUGCAAGGGCCUCUGCAGGAGCAGGCGGUCUGGGGAGCAGCCAGGACCUGGGGGUCUCCUCUGGACCUCUGAGAACACGUUCCUCCUUGCCAGCUAUGUUGGACCGGCGGGCGUUCUCCAACGCAGAUGCUGAAGGGCAGCUUCCCAGGCGAGGAGGAGAGCAGGGAAAAGAACCGCUCGUGCAGUGUGUGAAGACAUUCUGCUGUCAGCUAGAAGAGCUGAUCCGCUGGCUGUAUAAUGUAGCAGAUGUUACCGACCACUUGACUCCACCCAAGUCCAGUCUUACAGGUCUCAGGUCGUCUCUGCAGCUUUACCGGCAAUUUAAGAAAGAUAUAGAUGAACACCAGUCCCUGACGGAGAGUGUCUUACAGAAAGGAGAGAUUCUUCUUCAGUGCCUGCUGGAUAAUACUCCAGUGUUAAAGGAUGUCCUCAGGAGGAUCUCGAAGCAGCCCAGUGAGCUAGAGAGCCACGCAGAUCACCUGUAUGACACUAUCUUGGCCUCUCUGGACAUGCUGGCUGGCUGUACCCUCAUCCCUGACAACACGCCAAUGGCACACAGGAGCACCGAUGUGAAGGGGAUUAGCCUGGCAUCUUCUCAGGCAGAGAUGUAAUCUGUCAGCCAAAAUCUGGCUGGUGGGAAACUUUCAGGAAGUCCUUGUAAGAGCCAUUUAACACUGAAAUCAAGGGGGAAACUUAACUAAUGUACUAGCUUUAAAAUGCCUUUCUCUUCCCUGAA
This is a messenger RNA of Ceratotherium simum simum (southern white rhinoceros), 2571 nucleotides long. RefSeq names its product centrosomal protein 68 (gene CEP68). The record is from RefSeq and is a predicted model, not a curated record. NCBI's taxonomy places the organism in Eukaryota, Metazoa, Chordata, Mammalia, Perissodactyla, Rhinocerotidae.